CAUCACUACUUUGCUUUCGCAGAGCCGAGGGGAGGGUCCGGCUCGGCUUGGGAAAGGCUCCGCCGCCGCCGCUGCUGCCGCUACUACUACAAUCUUACUACUGUUGCUGCCGCCGCCGCCUUUGCGGGGAAGAAAUAAAUAAAUAAAUACCCCACCGAGGGCGCGCGCCUGUCCGCCGUCACCCCGCUGCGCGCGCCUCGGCGCACCCCCCUUACCUAUUCCUUCUCUUACAUCCCAAGGCGCUGCUGCUUUUUUUUAUAAUUAAAGGCUUAUUUUUUUUUUGGACUCUUGAAAUCCGACGCGCACUACCAAGAACUCUUCGAACCCGGCUUGCUGCAUCGCUCCCUGGGAUUUACAACCGAGAUCUUUGGACGGACUGCUUUUGCUUUUUUUUUUUUGCUUUUUGAGGGAUUUACAAGGAAAGGGGGGCCGAGCAGAUUGUCGUCCCCCACUUGGCUUUUUUUCUUUUUAAACCUGCGUUCGUUGGCUCCCCUUUUCUCAUAGAUAUAUCCGCAACGUCCCAAAUAAUCGACCCGCUGUCUUUUUUAGCCGGGACCUGGGAGGAACCGGCACUGUCCCCAGCCACCAUGCCUCUGACGGUGCCCAGCUUCAGCCGGGCAUACGAUUACGACUAUGACUCGGUGCAGCCGUACUUCUACUUCGAAGACGAGGAGGAGAACUUCUACCUGACGGGGCACCACCGCGGCUGCGAGCUGCAGCCGCCCGCGCCGUCGGAGGACAUCUGGAAGAAGUUCGAGCUGCUUCCCACGCCGCCUCUGUCGCCCAGCCGCCGCUCGAGCUGCUUCCCGUCCAGCGCCGACCAGCUGGAGAUGGUGACGGAGCUGCUGGGCAGCGACGUGGUCAACCAGAGCUUCAUCUGCGACCCGGGCGACGACGCCUUCGUCAAGUCCAUCAUCAUCCAGGACUGCAUGUGGAGCGGAGGCUCCACCGCCGCCAAGCUCCAGCAGGUCGUCUCCGAGAAGCUCGCCUCCUACCAGGCCGCCCGGAGGGACGGCGCGGCCGCGGCGCGCAGCGGCAGCCUCCCGCAGCCUUCCCCGACGGCGCCCGUCGCCGCCGCCUCCUCCUCGGCUUCCUCGUCCGCUGCCUCUUCCGCCGCCGCGUCUCCCAGCAGCGCCUACCUGCAAGACCUGGGCGCCACGGCUGCCGAGUGCAUCGACCCGUCCGUCGUCUUUCCGUACCCGCUGAGCGAGAAGCCCCCCAAAGUCGAGGCCGCCUCCCCGGAGCCUAGCCCGGCUCCCUUGCUGGUUCAGGACACGCCGCCCACCACAAGCAGCAGCAGCGACUCUGAAGAGGAAGAGGAGCAAGAAGAGGAAGAGGAGGAAGAAAUCGAUGUGGUUACAGUAGAGAAAAGGCAGCCCGCGUCGAGGAAAUCGGAGUCCGGUACGCACAGGAAGCCCCACCACAGUCCCCUGGUCCUCAAGCGGUGUCACGUCCCCAUCCACCAGCACAACUAUGCUGCCCCUCCGUCCACCCGCGUCGAAUACCCGUCCGCCAAGCGGCUAAAGUUGGACAGUGGCCGAGUCCUCAAACAGAUCAGCAACAACCGCAAAUGCUCGAGUCCGCGCACCUCGGACUCCGAAGAGAACGACAAGAGGAGGACGCACAACGUCUUGGAGCGCCAGCGGCGGAAUGAGCUCAAGCUGAGCUUCUUCGCCUUGCGAGACCAGAUCCCCGAAGUGGCCAACAACGAAAAGGCCCCGAAAGUCGUCAUCCUCAAGAAGGCCACGGAGUACGUCUUGUCCAUCCAGUCGGACGAGCACAGACUGUUAGCCGAAAAGGAACAGCUGCGGAGGAGGCAGGAGCAGUUGAAAAGCAAACUCCAGCAGCUAAGGAACUCUUGUGUUUGAAAACAAAAAC
Molecule: messenger RNA, 1878 nt
Organism: Podarcis muralis (Common wall lizard)
Lineage: Eukaryota; Metazoa; Chordata; Lepidosauria; Squamata; Lacertidae
Gene: MYC
Product: MYC proto-oncogene, bHLH transcription factor
Biological process (GO): regulation of DNA-templated transcription
Molecular function (GO): DNA-binding transcription factor activity; protein dimerization activity
Source: RefSeq, a predicted model, not a curated record